Messenger RNA from Pochonia chlamydosporia 170, 1884 nucleotides. RefSeq lists its product as hypothetical. The record is from RefSeq and is a predicted model, not a curated record. The transcript is spliced from 2 exons. Gene Ontology annotation, molecular function: protein dimerization activity. Lineage: Eukaryota; Fungi; Ascomycota; Sordariomycetes; Hypocreales; Clavicipitaceae. The coding region runs from base 1 to 1884 and encodes 627 amino acids.
AUGCCAGACGAGGAGACAGAGACUAGGUACUACAAUCAAAGGACUGGAAAAGAGGAAUGGCGCUGCAAGUACUGUGAGAAAACAUAUUCCUGUUCUGGUGGAACUGGAGCUCCGGCCAAGCACCUAACUGACCCUCCUCCUGACGGUCACGGUCUCCCAAAAGGCGCUCCACGGACAGCUAAAAUCAGAACCAUACAAACUAUUCUCGAACAAGCUCGUCUUACGGCUGAAGAAAAUGCCCGAAAACGUCGUCGGCUCAACGAUCAAUACGGAGACUCGAUCGACCCGGACCAGCUCGAAGUGUUGUACGUAAGGUUUAUUACCGCCUGUUCUCUUCCAUUUCGGCUUGUGGAAUGCCCAGAAUUCCGAGCCCUAUUGGCCUACAUCAAUGCCGACAUCGAUACUUGGCUUCCAGACACGCACCAAACUGUCAAGACCUGGAUUAUGCGGCAGUAUGAAGAUCAGAAGGAGAAGGUCAAGCAGCGCAUACAGUCCGCAAAGUCAAGGAUUCACAUCAGCUGCGACCUUUGGACUUCUCCCAACUCUUUGGCAAUCUUAGGCGUAGUUGCUCACUAUGUCACGGAAGACUGCAAGCUGGAACACCACACUUUGGCCUUAAAAGACAUCGACAGUGAGCAUGAUGGUUCUCACCUCGCCGCGGCAAUCAUGGAAGUGGUUGAAGACUGGGGUUUUGCUUCCAAACUUGGAUAUUUCGUGAUGGACAAUGCAAGCAAUAACGACACAAUGAUGAAGUCCCUUUCUCUUGGUCGGUACGACUCACUACUUCUUCCGAGCGCUGCUAACAUUUAUAGCCAUAUUAUUAACCUUGCCGCCAAAUCCUUCCUCUUCGUUACCGAUAAUGAGAAGCUCGACCACGAAGAUUCCGAUCUGCACAAUGUGACACUAAAGCAGAUUGAGACGUGGCGGCGAAAAGGUCCUCUUAAGCUUCACAACUUUGUCGUGUACAUUCAACGAAGUGUUCAGCGCAGCCAAAAGUUUAUGGCUAUUAGCCAUAACCGCAAGCUUGCGAGAGACAAUGACACAAGGUGGAGUUCGUGGUACACCAUGCUGCAAGCGGCCUUAAGUCUUAAGGACGCCGUUGACGGUUAUUUCAACAAAUGGAUGGAAGAAGACUGCGCUGGUGACGAGCUCUCUUCAGAAGACUGGAUCAUCCUAGAGAAGAUAAAAUUUUUCUUGGAGAAGCUCAAAAUGACGACCAAGGCUCUGGAAUCAUCAUUUGCAACUCUCGAUAAUGUCCUCUUGGCUAUGGACUUCGUGUUGGCACAAUUCGAAGCAGGAAAAGAGGCAUAUACUGAUGAUCCGAUUAUGGCACCAAUGUAUAACUCAGGCUGGGCGAAAUUGGAUAAGUACUAUCGCCUUACUGACGAAUCGCCUGCCUAUGUUGCAGCGAUUGUGCUCCACCCUUCGCAUAAGUGGCACUACAUACACGAGAACUGGAAGCCAGAGUGGGUUGAGUCGUCAAAGAAGUUGAUAGAGGCGCUGUGGGGUGAAUACAAACCCGUGGGAUCACCUCCUCUGUCCGAGGUCCCGCGGGCGACUACAAACGAGUUCUUGAAAUGGAGGAACAAACAUCUACAACCAGCACUUAUCACGGAUGAGUACGAGCAUUAUUGUAAGUCUGAACGGGUCUAUGGGUUCACAAGCGCCCUUACAUGGUGGUUAGAGGAGACGCAGCAGAAGACGUAUCCUAACUUUAGCAAAAUGGCUGUGGAUAUGCUGUCAAUCCCGGCAAUGUCUGCAGAGCCUGAAAGGCUCUUCUCUGGGGCAAAGAUAACCAUCACGGAUCGUCGAAACCGGAUGGGGAGCGAUGUAAUUGAAGCAUUAGAAUGUCUAAAGUCCUGGUUUGGGAUACGAGACUUUUAA